This is a messenger RNA of Acanthosepion pharaonis, 807 nucleotides long. The record is from the annotation of a GenBank genome assembly. NCBI's taxonomy places the organism in Eukaryota, Metazoa, Mollusca, Cephalopoda, Sepiida, Sepiidae.
AUGCGCCUUUUCUGGCAACGGUGGCGAUUACGCAUGUAUUGCCUCCCCUCCUCCCUCACUGCAAGGCACUGUUCCUUCUUUCACCUUUUUCUGGCAGCAGUGGCGAUUACGCAUCGUAAUAGUGCCUCUGCCUCCCUCCCUCACACUGCAAGCACUGUUCAUCCUUUCACCUUUCUAGCAACCGUGGAGUACAUCGUAAUAGUGUUCACCUCUGCCUCCCCUCCUCACACUGCAAGCUUUUGUUCUUCUUUCACCUUUUCUGGCAGCAGUGGCGAUUGCGCAUCAUGUGCAGCAGUGGCAGAGGUACGUGUAAGUAUUCACUGCCUCCCUCCCCUCACACUGCAAGGCACUGUUCAUCUAUUUCACCUUUUUUUUAGCAGCAGUGGCGACCUCCUCCCUCACACUGCAGGCGCUGUUCAUCGAUUUCACCUUUUGCUGACCGUGGAAUUACGCAUCAUGUGGUGUUCUCUGCCUCCCUCCCUCACACUGCAGGCACUGUUCAUCUAUUUCACCUUUUCUGGCAGCAGUGGAGAUUAUGCAUCCAGCAGUGGAAUUGCAUCAAUAGUGUUCCUCUGCCUCCCUCCCUCACACUGCAGGCACAUUCAACUGGCUUCCACCUUUUUUUGUAGCAGUGGCAUUACGCAUCAUGUGGUAUUCCUCACUCCCUACACUGCAAGACACUGUUCUUCUUUUUUUGUGAGCGCGGUACGCAUCAGCAGUAUUUCACCUCACCUCCCUCCCCUCACACUGCAUUUUAUUCAACUUCUUCACCUUUUUUUGCUUGGCAGUGGCGAUUACGCAUCGUAA